Messenger RNA from Sabethes cyaneus, 2039 nucleotides. RefSeq names its product conserved oligomeric Golgi complex subunit 6 (gene Cog6). Bases 121 to 1986 code for a protein of 621 amino acids. Gene Ontology annotation, cellular component: COG complex. Gene Ontology annotation, biological process: intra-Golgi vesicle-mediated transport. NCBI's taxonomy places the organism in Eukaryota, Metazoa, Arthropoda, Insecta, Diptera, Culicidae. The transcript has 4 exons. The record is from RefSeq and is a predicted model, not a curated record.
AUGUGAACUGUAAACAAAAAAGUGUUGAUGUGGACGUAAAAAUUCUAAGUUUCUAAAAUCUAGAGUCGCAAAAAAGUAGCCUUUAAGUGGCCAAAACAUUCCAUCGCAGCGAACAACACAAUGGAGGACACCGGCAAAGAUGAUUACAUUCAGAAGAGACUAAACAAAAUACUGGAAACGCGCAUCGAGUCGGACCGUGAAACCCUCGAUGCACUGACGGAUUUAUCGGAAUUCUACACGGAAAACUCAAUUCAAUCCCGGCGAAAUCUUCGCAGUCAAAUCGAACGAAGAAGUUUGGCGAUUAAUGAGAACUUCCUGGCUGCGUUUCGCGAGGUCAAGCAAGCGCUGGAUGGCAUUUGCGAAGACAUCGACGCCAUCAGCAGCUCGGUCGAAGGCAUGAAGGCUCAGCUGAGCAACACCGAAGCCCAGCAGAAGCAUUUGAUUCAGCAGGCAAGUUCUCUGCAAACCGACCACGACAAGCUGCUGUUGCAGCAGAAAAUCGCUUCCGGUUUUCUGUCCCGCUUUCAGCUGUCGGUAGCCGAACACCAGACGCUCUAUGGAGUGACUCGAGACGAACCGAUAACGGAGGAAUUUUUCACCGUUCUCGAUCACGUUCAGACGAUUCAUUCGGAUUGUAAAACCCUUCUGCAGAGUGGUUACCAGACGGCGGCGUUGGACAUUAUGGAGGAAAUGACUUUGCAUCAGGAAGCAGCUCUGGAGCGAUUAUAUCGGUGGACUCAAAGCCAUUGCCGAAAUGUGGAUACCAAUGAGAUUGGCCACUUGUUGACGCAAGCUAUGGCUCGUCUACAGGAGCGGCCAGUUCUGUUCAAGUACGUCAUCGAUGAAUAUUCGACCGCCAGAAGAUCGGUCGUGGUUAGAAGCUUUAUCGAUGCAUUAACGGUCGGGGAGGCACACGUAAAACCGAUAGAAAUGUUGGCGCAUGAUCCGAAGCGCUACAUCGGAGAUAUGCUCGCCUAUAUUCAUCAAAUUUUACCAGUUGAGCGUGAGAAUUUGCUUGCCUUGGUCAAGAAGUGCGAUAAAGAUGUCACCGAGCAAACGCAGCUGGCAAUGACCAACAUUUCCGAUGGCGUUUGCCAUCCGCUGAAAGUACGCGUGGAAAUGAUUCUAAACAGUGAAAAGGACACGAUUGUUUUGUACUCUAUUUCAAACUUGAUUCGUUUCUACCAAAAUAUUAUUUCAAAUGUCGUCAAAGGUGGACAGUUGGAACAGUGCAUCGCGGAGCUAUUGGCACACUCCGAAACGUCCUAUUUAAACUCGUUGGCUUAUCAGGUUAAACAACUGCUGCAGGGCCCUAGCGAGCACAAACUGGGCCUUGAACCGCCACAAACCGAUCUUGUUCCGUCACCCAGCGUCGGUCGGUUGCUAAAUCUACUGAAAGAAAUUCUUUCCGUCGCCAGUAUGGUCGAAGGAAGCCAGUCGGACAUCUUGAAAAUCGUUUCCUGCGUAAUCGAUCCCUUGCUGCAGUCCAUCCAGGAGUCGGCGUCCCAUCUGCCCACCACAGAUAUGGCCGUUUAUCUUCUCAAUUCACUGUAUCAAAUCGAAAGUGUGUUGACGAUUUACGAAUACAUGGAAGAUCGGUUGGAGCGCCUGCAGGCGCAGUCUGAUGCUCAGAUUGAUACUUUGACCUCGGAGCAGGCCUCAUCGUUGGUGGCAAAUCUUAAUUUGGGUCCAAUCUACACCGUACUGCAAAGCAACGUUUCCCAAAUCGAGCAGCGACAUCUUCAGCUGUUUAUGUCAAAGUUGGACAGUUUUCUGGAGAUGCCGGAGAUUUUGCUGCUGCCGCAAGUUAACCUGCUGUUGAGCGGCAAUCAUCGCUCAACGGUACAGAAGCGUUCGUUCAACGUAAUCGUGGCUAUCUAUAAGCAAAUUUACGAGCGCAUUCACGAUCCUAGCAGCGGCUACGAGAAUCCUGAAGCGGUACUUUCAAAAACUCCCGAACAAGUAACGGAACUGCUGUGUGGUUGAGUGUUAAAUGUUUUAUGCAACAAAAUAUAUACGAGCCUGGCUCGUGGUAACUG